AUGAGGGGGCCAUGGAUCUGUUAUUGUUUUUCCUUGUUUCUCAUCUUAAAUUGCUACUCAACCUCUGCCGAUUACCCCACUGCAAAUCUUUCCACCACAUGGGCCAACACGGAAUCUUUGCCCCAUUCUGUUAACUUCACUGAUGGCUCGAGGGUCCGAGCCAUCGUCCUUAGAGGAUCAUUCGGGCCCAAAUUCGCAUGUGGGUUCUACUGCAACGGAACCUGCACCUCUUACCUCUUCUCUGUCUUCAUUGUUCAAACCAAUAGUGCUAGUGAUAUCAUUCUACCAGAUAGCGGGUUCCCUCAAGUGGUGUGGUCAGCUAACCGAGACCAUCCGGUUAGCUAUGGCGCAAUAUUGAAUCUCACUGCAACCGGAGAAUUGGUCCUACAGGAUGUUGAUGGAAGCACGGUUUGGACUACCAACACUACUGGAAAAUCUGUUUCCGGUUUAAACUUAACCGAUGAUGGAAACCUAGUGCUGUUUGAUAUCAAUAGCUCUGUAGUUUGGCAAUCUUUUGACUACCCAACAGACUGUUUGGUACCAGGGCAAAUACUGUUUCAAGGACAACAGCUGAUACCUAGUGUUUCAUCAACCAACUGGAUGACCCAAAAAGCUUUGUUUUCCCUUCAAGUCACAGAUAAUGGUUUGUUUGCUUAUUUUGGAUCAAACCCACCUCAAGCCUAUUACAGUAGACGGGUCUCAGGCAACGAUACAUUCACAGGAAGAAGGCAUGUUAGGUUCUUGAAUGGCAGUUUGUCUUUUUUCAUUCUUACUGCUGAGCCAAGUGAUCCUGAUUUCAUGAUUCCCGUACCUCAAGCAUCAUCAGCCCAGUACAUGAAACUGAUGCCAGACGGGCAUUUGAAAGUGUUUGAAUGGCAAGCAAGGUGGUUAGUGGUGGCUGAUUUACUUGACACUAAUCUUGGAGAGUGUAAUUAUCCUUUGUCUUGUGGAAGAAAUGCCAUCUGCUCAGGUAAUCAACAGUGUACCUGUCCAGUACCAAGUUCUCCCACGACAGACAAUUUCAGACCGGAGUUUUUCAGAGCAGUGGACAAUCGGCAACCUAACCUGGGCUGCUCUGAAAUUACUCCUCUCACAUGUAAUACCACCCAACAUCAAACUUUGUUUCCAUUUGAGAACGUUACGUACUUCAACAUUAUUGCAGACAUGGAGAAGGUGGAUAUUGAGACUUGCAAACAAGCAUGUGUCAACAAUUGCUCAUGCAAAGCAGCUAUAUUUCAGUAUGGUUCAGAUACUUUAAAUGGGGAUUGUUAUUUGCCUUCUGAGCUCUUCACAAUGACGAAUGCUGAUCCAGAUGUAAUUCAUCGUAAUGCUUCAGCUUUCAUAAAAGUACAAUUCAUUACUCCUCCAGAUGUAACAUCUUCUGACGAUGAUUCGGAUCCAGCACGUUUAGCUAUAUUCAUUACUACUCCGGUAAGUUUUUUGCUUUUUAUUCCGCUUUUAGGUUUUAUUAUUUACAUACUCGACAAGCGAAGACAAGCCACUCAAAUGGAGGAAGAAUUCUUAGGCGAGGUACCAGGAAUGCCAAAUCGGUAUACCUCUGAAGAAUUGAGAACCGCCACAGAGAAUUUCAACAAAAAGUUGGGUGAAGGCGGAUUUGGAGCAGUUUUUGAGGGGAUUCUUGAAGACGGCUCCAAGAUUGCAGUUAAAUGUCUUGAGUGUCUUGGGCAAGUUAACAAAUCAUUCCUAGCUGAGGUUCAAUCCAUUGGAAGCAUUCACCAUGUGAAUUUGCUUACACUAAGAGGAUUUGGUGCUUGGAAAUCACAGCGUUUUCUUGUGUAUGAAUUCAUGAGUAAUGGAUCGUUAGAUCGUUGGAUCUACCAUGGAGACCGAGAGCACGUACUAGAAUGGAGAUGCAGAAAGAAAAUCAUUCUUGAUGUAGCCAAAGGUCUAGCAUAUCUUCAUGAAGACUGUAGACAAAAAAUCAUCCACCUAGACAUUAAACCUCAAAACAUACUGCUAGACAGCGAUUUCAAUGCCAAAGUAUCUGAUUUCGGGUUGUCAAAGCUCAUCGAUAGAAAUCAAACCCAAGUUAUGACUACGAUGAGAGGGACCCCAGGAUAUCUUGCACCAGAAUGGUUGAGCUCAGUUAUUACCGAAAAAGUGGAUGUAUACAGCUUCGGGAUCGUUGUCUUAGAGAUGUUGUGUGGGAGGAAGAAAUUUGACACAUCUUUGUCCGAAGAAGGCUGGCACUUACUUGGUGUCCUUCAAAAAUGUUGGGAACAGGGGACUCUGCAAGAUAUGGUUGACAAGUACAGUGAAGAUAUGCAGGCACAUAAUUCAGAAGUUGUGGAGAUGAUGAAAUUGGCUUCAUGGUGUUUGCAGUAUAAUUUCAAGAGAAGGCCUUCAAUGUCAACGGUGGUUAAGGUGUUAGAAGGAGUAAUGGAAGUCGAAUCUAGGUUGAAUUACAACUUCACAGAUCCUAGAAACACAGCAGUUGAACAUGACAAAGAUUUGACACCAUUGAUGGCUUCUGUUCUGUCUGGUCCUAGGUAA
This is a messenger RNA of Helianthus annuus (common sunflower), 2514 nucleotides long. Its product is annotated as G-type lectin S-receptor-like serine/threonine-protein kinase SD2-5. Gene Ontology annotation, biological process: protein phosphorylation. Gene Ontology annotation, molecular function: protein serine/threonine kinase activity; ATP binding. NCBI's taxonomy places the organism in Eukaryota, Viridiplantae, Streptophyta, Magnoliopsida, Asterales, Asteraceae. The coding region runs from base 1 to 2514 and encodes 837 amino acids. The transcript has a single exon. The record is from RefSeq and is a predicted model, not a curated record.